ACUCGCGUAUCGGGGGCAACACUAAUCCUCUGUAGUGCGCAUGUCAUCUGAUUUUUAUGACCUAACCUAAAAAACAAAUGCUUUCUGACAUUCUGACUUCUGACUGGACUGGAGUUUAAUUUUCUGCAUUCGAAUUGGAACUCGUUUUUAUAUUUUUACUUAUGACGAGCUUGUUUAGUUAGUUAAUAAUGGACACAGAAAAAGAAAAACAGUAAGUUCGUAUUAUUAACAUUAACAACAAUAACUAAGCAUUUUUUGGUAAAGAAUUAUUUUAACCAGCAUUUUAUUUUGACACAAAGUGUUCCUAAUAAAAGAUUAAUAAUAAAGAGGUUUUUAUAAAAUUAGGUAUAUAGUAAUUAAUUAUUCCCUCUUUUGUUUCAGGAAUACCACUACCAAUUAUAUUUGCACAAUAUGUACAAAAACUUUCACCACAAAAUCGAACGUUAAUCUACAUAUGAAAAGAAUUCAUAAACAAUUAAAAAAAAAUACAAAAUUAUCAUUAAAAUGUCCUUUGUGCACAAUGCUGCUUGAGAACUACAGUGAAUUGGAUAAGCAUUUGAUAUCUAUUCAUAAUGAAUUUUUUAAACAAGAAAAGUACUCAUUUGAAACCAUUGAAAAAUUUAAUGCAUGGAAAUUGGAAAUAGAAAAAGAAACAAUAUGUUUUUUUAAAUUAAUGAAUUCCCGAAAGGUGAAAGAUAGGAAAAUUGUAAAAUAUAUUUGCCAUCGGUCAGGGACGUACACACCCAGGGUACUGACCAGAAAAAAAGCUUUAAAAGUAAAAGGCAGCAAUAAAAUUGGGAGCAAUUGUCCUGCUAGAUUGGUGGUAACCACAAGCCAUAAUGGCAGCGUCAAAGUUGAUUAUUUCUCAACUCAUAUCGGACAUGAUUUAGAAGUAGGCAGAGUUAAUCUUACUUACAAUGAACGGCAAAAUAUAGCAGGAAAACUUCUACAGGGUAUUCCUAAUCAAAGGAUUCUACAAGAUAUAGGGGAUGAAUUUAAUAGUAAGGACAGAUUAAGUUACACUACAGUUCACGAUAUACAUAAUAUUAAGAGAUCCUUUAACAUACAAUCAAAUGUUAUAUUCCAUGAAGAGGAUACCACAAGUUUUAAUAUCCUUAUUGAGAAGCUGAGAAACGAAGCCAAUAAUCCUGUGUUAGCAUACAAGCCUUAUGGUCUCGAAGACAAUAUCAUAGGAACAAACAACUUUUUUUUAGUGAUCAUGAAUAGUGCCCAAGAGGAUAUACUGAAUAAAUAUGGAAAUGAAAUUUUAAUGAUAGAUUCCACACAUGGAACGAAUCCAUACAAGAUUCAACUAACAACAUUAAUGAUUGUUGACAGUGAUCAUGAAGGGUUUCCCGUUGCAUUCAUGUGGUCAAUAACUCAAACAGAAGCAAUUUACAAUCAGUUUUUUUUGUGUAUAAAAAUAAAAGUGCCAGAGUUAAAACCCAAAACUUUUAUGUCAGAUGACAGCAAUAUCUUUUAAAAUGCUUUUGUAAAUAUAUUUAUUUUUAAGCCAAACAAAAUUUUGUGUGAUUGGCAUGUCAAAAGAAAUCUUAAUGAAAAUUUGUCAAAAAUAAGUAACACAGAAAAAAGAAAAGAAGUAAAGCAAAAAAUGAAAAUUUUAGUAAAUGUUACCACUUUUGAAAAAAUUUUAGAAUCAUUAGUUACCAAUUUAAAUAAUGAUCCAGAAACUCAAAAGUAUGGACAAUACAUUGGUACAUAUUACGCAAAUAGGCCAAAACAAUGGGCUCAUUGUUAUCGAAAACAAUUUCGUAAAAAUACAAAUAUGUCCCUGGAAAAGUGGCAUCAUGAAAUUAAGCAUAACUCAAGAAUGAAUGGAAAAUGUCAGCGAAGACUUGAUGUUGGCAUCAACAAUGUUAUGGAAUGCCUUCGAAUGAAGUUUUUAAAGAGACUUGUAUCCAUUUCACGUAAUAGAGUGCCUUUUAAGUUAAGUGAAUUGCGUCGGAGACAUAAAUUAGCAGAAGGAUUUCUAAAUGAUAUCGAUAUAGUUGAAGAAGUCCCGAAUUUAAAGUGGUUUAUUUCUUCAUUUAAGAACAAAUCAAACAAAACUCUAUUGGAAUACUAUGAAGUAAAACUAGAAAAUGAAGAAAAAUGUAAUUGUGUAUUUUUUUGCAAUGAUUGCAAAUCAUGUUUGCAUACAUAUUCUUGUACUUGCCAUGACUUUGCAAUUCAGUAUAACAUGUGCAAACAUAUCCACAUAAUUUGCCUAAAAUAUCCUCGAACAUCCACUAUCGAUGAAAACCUACAGCUACUGUCCAGUGGAGACCUCAACAACAAUGCAAGUGAUUUGGAACAUAAUACUAUAUCUGGUCAUCUUCAGGGUCUAGCAGAAGUAAAAAAUUUAGAUUUGGCAACGGAAAAUGUACUUCAGGAACUUGAUAAUCUUAAAAAGUUAGUAGUUUUAAAUGGUACGAAUUCUGAAGUAAUCUCAUACGUCAAGAAAAAUGUUUUGACAGUAACAAGAGGAAUUCAUGCUAUAAUUAAAUCAUCGAAUACAGUAGAUACACCAUCUAAAUUAAUCUCUUCAUGCUCAGAUCCACAUAAUAAAAAAAUUGAGCAUCAAAACCGUAGACUUCCUUCCUUACAUAAACUAAAAAAGAAAACAAAAGCCAAAGAAAUUCCCAAAGAAACUGAGACAACAGUGUGCAAUUUAGUUUUAGGUUAGUUAUUUAGAAUAAUAUUUUACCUAUAUUUUAUGUGAAA
Psylliodes chrysocephalus is the source of this 2724-nucleotide messenger RNA. The record is from the annotation of a GenBank genome assembly. Lineage: Eukaryota; Metazoa; Arthropoda; Insecta; Coleoptera; Chrysomelidae.